CAUUUUCAGUUAUAAGUCGGAGUGUGUGAAUGGACGGUUAUUAGAGAAUCAAACGGGAGUAAUGGAUACCAGUGAAAGUAUAAAUUUUGAAAAUUUUGAAAUGAAAUUGAUUGAAGUAUUAGUAGUGGAUGAUACUGACUGUUUUGUGACACAAAAUAUAAAUAGAAUCAUUUGAAUAGUCCUGUGUCAGGGAGAAAAUACUUAAAAGAAAAGUGUUGAUAAUCUGCAGCGUAAUACACAAUGGAUGUUUGUUCAAUAGAUGAUAACACUAAAUAAUUAACUUUGUGUUGAUAAUAAAAGACAAUGCAACAAAAUUGGUCGUUCUAUGCAACGGAGAUCAGUUAAAAACGAUUUGUGCAAGAGACAAAAACUAAUUUGUAAACAAAAGAGUGCUCGUAACAAUAGUGCGUUUGGAUUAAACAAAAAUUAUUUAAAUGCAGAGCAUGUCUAAGACCUUAUGUAAUCAGUUUGUAAUAACAACAUUAAAAAUAUGGAAUUUGUGGUAUUUCAUUGUAAAAAUAAAGUAAUUUGAAAAGACAAAAACGAAAGAACCAAAAAACAAAACCAAAGAAAAUUCGAAUUUUCGAAAAGAUGGAAAGCGAUUUUCAACCAGUAUUAUAUGGGGCCGUCAUGGCAAACGGCAGCAUACGACCGUCAGCCGAUCGUGUAUCACACAUCAAAGCUGAUGUAAUCAGUUGGAUGUUCGUUGAUGGCAUCAUCCUGAUCGUCAUCUUCUGCGGCAACAUCCUAACAAUAUUGGCCAUUAGACUUAGUAAAAAGUUGCAAAGUUACACAUCGAACAUGUUUGUGCUGUCGUUGGCUAUAUCCGACCUGGUUGUUGGAUUGACAUUACCAUAUCACUUAGUAUUUUAUAUGGGAUCUGGUGUUGGCAACAAGGCGCCGACAUGUUUGAUGAGAUUUUUCCUGAUUAUAAUGGCAUGUACGGUGUCCAUUUGGAAUUUAAUAUCGAUCGCUAUCGAUCGUUAUGUGGCGAUUGUUUAUCCAUUGCAUUACGUGAGGUACAUCAGCCGAAAAGUAGCAACGUGUCUGAUAAGUAUUGGCUGGAUCAUUGGAAUUGGCAUCGGAUUGAUUCCAAUGUUUUGGAAUAAUUGGAAAACAGCACAAGAAUGUGAAUUUGAUGAAAUUCUACCACCCUGGUAUAUGGCCGGUGUUAUUACACCCAUAUUUUCAACUGUCUGGAUAUUUAUGCUCUUACUCUAUGUACGCAUCUGUCGUGAAGCCUCCAAGCACGUUAAGCUGUUACGAUCGUCGUUCAGUGGUGCGAAUGAAAGUUGGUCAGAUUGGAAAUCGGUACAAAUGGUACUACUGAUCAUGGGGUGUUUUACAGUCUGCUGGCUACCAUAUUUUGUAGUAGCAUGUGCACAAAUAUUUCAAUUUCUCGAAGAAAGCUCGCCGACCAUAUACAAAGCGGCAUUUUCUUUAGCCAUGGCGAAUUCAGGCAUGAACCCAAUCAUUUAUUCGUGGAAAAAUUCUAAUUUUCGUCAGGCAUUCAGCUGCUUAUUGCGCUGUAAAAGUCCCAAUAACUAUGACAAUUUUAAUAACACAGACUGUGCCAAAAACACAGCGUGUAAACGUAGUGGCACCGAAUUGCAACAAAAUAUCGAGAGAAACAUGAUUGAACAUCCGAAAAACUGUACGACAGCUAAUAAUAACCAUAGUGCUAAUGAACGAGCUACGCGUGCCGAACCGAUUGAUAAAAUUGAAAAUUUAUCGCAAAAACAUAGUUUCACUGUAAUUGUACACAGUACGGGCAAAGUGAUUACAGGAAACUUAAUAGCAAACAAAUUUGAUAUGGUGGACGUAGAAGCAACACAUGAUGGAGCACGUAAGUGAAUAAAUAUUUGUUCAAUGGUAAAAAGAAAAUUGUUUGGUUCUAAGUUGUCCAUUUUAAUAUGUGGAGUUGUUCUGAACUUGGAAAAUUUAUAUUUACCGUAACUUGUCAUCCAAAAAAAUUAAAAAUGGUUUUUAAAUAAAGAGAAAUA
Molecule: messenger RNA, 2003 nt
Organism: Bradysia coprophila
Lineage: Eukaryota; Metazoa; Arthropoda; Insecta; Diptera; Sciaridae
Gene: mAChR-C
Product: muscarinic Acetylcholine Receptor, C-type
Biological process (GO): G protein-coupled receptor signaling pathway
Cellular component (GO): membrane
Molecular function (GO): G protein-coupled receptor activity
Source: RefSeq, a predicted model, not a curated record